This is a messenger RNA of Ilex paraguariensis (yerba mate), 1979 nucleotides long. NCBI's taxonomy places the organism in Eukaryota, Viridiplantae, Streptophyta, Magnoliopsida, Aquifoliales, Aquifoliaceae. The record is from the annotation of a GenBank genome assembly.
CAUGUUGUGUCCCUUCCAAUCAAGGCCCAAAAAGAACAGAACAAACAACACAAACACAAGCAGCGUUUCUAUUAACCUUUUUUGUGUUUUAACUUUCAACCACGUUGCUAACACGUCUCUUUGGAGUUAGCUCUCCAAAAAGAACGUAGCUAUGUGUAAUCCAAAUCCAUCUUCUCCUUCCUCAUUCGUCUCUAAUAACAAAUCCCAUGUCAUCAACCCCAGUAAAACCAUGGAUCUCCACACUGAUGAUGAACUCCAUAGGUGGCCAACCCCUACUGAGGCACUGGAGGAAAUGAAAGCCAUAGGGAAGAUCUCUGGGCCAACAGCUAUCACAGGACUACUACUAUAUGCAAGAGCUAUGAUCUCCAUGGUUUUUCUUGGCUAUCUUGGUGAGCUUGAACUUGCUGGCGGUUCUCUCUCAAUCGGGUUCGCGAACAUCACCGGAUACUCAGUCAUCUCCGGCUUGGCCAUGGGCAUGGAACCCAUUUGUGGGCAAGCUUAUGGUGCAAAACAAAUGAAGCUUCUUGGCCUAACUCUACAAAGAACUGUUCUUUUACUCUUCUCUACCGCAAUACCAAUCUCUUUCAUGUGGCUCAAAAUGAAAAGAAUUCUCUUGUGGUGUGGCCAAGAUGAAGAAAUCUCUUCCAUGGCUCAAACUUUCAUCGUUUUCGCUAUUCCUGACCUCUUCUUUCUCUCUCUCCUCCACCCACUACGUAUCUAUCUGAGGACUCAAAACAUUACAUUGCCAUUAACUUACUGUUCUGCUAUCUCUCUCCUCCUCCAUGUACCUCUGACUUACCUUCUGGUGGUAUAUUUCAAGAUGGGUAUAGCCGGAGUGGCCUUAGCAAUGGUCUGGACUAACCUCAAUCUCUUCCUCUUGCUGUGUUCUUUUGUCUACUUUUCCGGCGUGCACAAAGACUCAUGGGUGGCACCAAGCUCCGACUGCCUCCGGGGAUGGUCGGCGUUGCUCCGGCUUGCAGUUCCGACGUGCCUCUCUGUUUGUCUCGAGUGGUGGUGGUAUGAGUUCAUGAUAAUGAUCUGUGGACUUCUUCUAAACCCAAAAGCAACCAUUGCUUCAAUGGGAAUUCUCAUCCAAACAACCUCGUUAGUCUAUGUCUUCCCUUCAGCUCUCAGCCUCGGAGUUUCCACCAGAGUCGGCAACGAACUCGGGGCAAACCGGCCUGCAAAAGCCCGCAUUUCAAUGAUGGUUUCGCUCGUCGUCGCUGUGGCUCUAGGCCUCGCUGCCAUGCUCUUCACCACCUUAAUGAGGCAUAGAUGGGGUCGGUUUUUCACUGAAGAUUCAGAGAUUCUUGAACUUACCGCCAUAGCAUUACCCAUCGCCGGAGUCUGUGAGCUCGGAAACUGCCCACAAACCACCGGUUGUGGAGUGUUGAGAGGAAGCGCACGGCCGACGAUCGGAGCAAAUAUCAAUUUGGGUUCAUUUUACUUGGUGGGUAUGCCGGUGGCGAUCAUCAUGGGCUUCGUCGCCGGAAUGGGGUUCGCCGGACUUUGGCUAGGAUUGGUUGCAGCUCAGGCCUCGUGUGCCUUUCUCAUGCUAUAUGUUCUAUGUAGAACAGAUUGGAUUGUUCAAGUAGAGAGAGCCAAAGAGCUCACACAGUCUUCUUCUUCUUCCACUGCAACUUCAUUACCAGUGACAUCGCCAUUAACAGAGAACACCACCAAGCUUGAAGCUAAGAAGAUGGCUAAUCUUGAUGAGAUUUUGUGCACUAAUGAUGGGUUGAUGAAGUCAGAUUCACUUGAAACAGACCCUCUGAUAUCUAAAUCCAUUGUUCAUUGAUUAGGAGUACUUUCUGCCAUUUUUUGUCCCACUGUUGGGAACCUGAUUAUGAUGUGAAAAUUAGUCAUUUGGAUUUUACUCUCAAUGUACCAUAGAGUCUAUAGGAGGAGAGUUUUGUUCUUUUUCUUUCACCCAAUUGCUUCUUUUCUUACCUUUCUUCUAAUGUAAUUACAAUAAUAUA